CAAAACGAUAUCAAUCCGUCAACCAGAACAACAGUUUCCAUCCUCUUGCCGUAAUCCAAAUCAAAUAAUCUAAGCAGCGGCAAAUCCAGUAGCAACAAUGGCCGGUCGCGGGAAAGCCCUCGGUUCCACAGCUGCGAAGAAGGCAGUGUCACGUAGUAGCAAAGCCGGGCUCCAGUUUCCCGUCGGUCGUAUCGCCCGUUUCCUGAAGGCCGGAAAGUACGCCGAGCGAGUCGGUGCCGGUGCUCCGGUUUAUCUCGCUGCCGUCCUCGAGUAUCUCGCCGCUGAGGUUUUGGAAUUGGCUGGAAAUGCGGCAAGGGACAACAAGAAGACCAGGAUUGUGCCAAGGCACAUUCAAUUGGCUGUGAGAAACGACGAGGAGCUCAGCAAGCUGCUGGGAGAUGUGACGAUUGCCAAUGGAGGAGUGAUGCCCAACAUUCACAACCUUCUUCUCCCUAAGAAGACUGGUGGGAACUCGAAGGUCGCAGAUGAGGAUUAGAUACAAGUUAUGGAGUUUGAUCUUUUUAUUGAAUGCUGAGUUGUUUGUUAUUUCAUGUUUAAAAAAGAGAAAUUGUAGCAGUACAAUAGAAUUUAGGUGUUCUUGUAGUUUCUGUAUGUGUUCAUGUGAAUGUAAAUGGAGUUCAAACUCUGUUUAGCUGUUACAAUUGAUGAAUAUAAUCUCUGGUUGCAGGAUUUCUCAUGUUUUCUUGGCAUGUUCUUUCAUCUAAACAUAGAAUUGUAUUUAUAUUGUUAGUGAUAAUCGAUUGAGGAAUGGGUUGUAUCUGUCAUAUAAACUGCGG
Molecule: messenger RNA, 797 nt
Organism: Cuscuta epithymum
Lineage: Eukaryota; Viridiplantae; Streptophyta; Magnoliopsida; Solanales; Convolvulaceae
Source: the annotation of a GenBank genome assembly